AUGCGUUUCACGGAUGAACCACCUGGGCCACGAGACUUCGCGUGCUCCUACAUGCACACUCUCAACGUCUUCUCAAUCAAGCUUGCUGAACUACAUCGGGAUUUAGCAUGGCCAUUGCAUGUGUUCGGCAUCGUCGCCGCACGCGACACUCUGGAUCACAAUCGUAAUAUCAUCUUCCAUCGCACCAAGGAUAACUGGCAAAUCAUCCACCAGGAGGAUCCCUACCUAGAAUUGACAGGUCCUAUCCGUGGUAUCGUGGUGAUUGAUCCUGUGAAAUUUGAGGUUGUGUUGAAAGUGAAGGGCUCCACUGAAUCUGAGGACAAAGAUUUAAGCUUUCUGGUUGUGCGGCCAGCGGUCUACACGUCCAUCGCCGCCAUCAGCCAGCGGCCGGCAACACAGUCAGCCUCCAAAAUAAAUAGUUGUCCUCGCCGGCAACGCAGCCAGCGGCUGGCAACACAGCCGGCCAUCAAAAUGAAUGUUUUCUCGCCGGCACACAGCCAACGACCCAGCGGGCGGGCGGCACCCAUGCCAGCCUCCAAAAAGAACGGCCAUGGCUGA
Molecule: messenger RNA, 558 nt
Organism: Triticum urartu
Lineage: Eukaryota; Viridiplantae; Streptophyta; Magnoliopsida; Poales; Poaceae
Source: RefSeq, a predicted model, not a curated record